This is a messenger RNA of Colius striatus (speckled mousebird), 3000 nucleotides long. It is a transcript of the gene CLPTM1L, whose product is annotated as CLPTM1 like. The record is from RefSeq and is a predicted model, not a curated record. Gene Ontology annotation, cellular component: membrane; endomembrane system. The transcript has 17 exons. The coding region runs from base 92 to 1726 and encodes 544 amino acids. Lineage: Eukaryota; Metazoa; Chordata; Aves; Coliiformes; Coliidae.
CCGUACGGGGGAUGCGCGAGCGGCGGCGGCGGGGGCCGGGCCGGCCCGGUUGAUCCCGAGCGGGACUGAGGGGUCGGGGGCGGCCGCCGCCAUGCUGAGCCGCAGCUCGUUCACCAGCCUGGUGGUGGGGGUGUUCGCUGUGUACGUGGCGCACACGUGCUGGGUGAUGUACGGCAUCGUCUACACGCGGCCCUGCCCAGCGGCGGCAGAGGCGAGGGGCAGCGCGGCGGCGGGGUGCGUCUGGCCCUACCUGUCGCGGAGGCCUAAGCUGCAGUUAAGCUUGUAUACUACUACACGAUCAAGCAUUGGUGCUGAGAGUAAUAUUGAUCUGGUUUUGAACGUGGAGGAUUUUGAUAUUGAGUCCAAAUUUGAAAGGACAGUGAAUGUCUCUGUACCAAAGAAAACUCGAAAUAAUGGUACAUUAUAUGCAUAUAUAUUUCUUCAUCAUGCUGGCAUUUUACCUUGGCAUGACAGUAAGCAGGUGCAUAUAGUAAGCCCUCUGACCACAUACAUGGUCCCUAAACCAGAAGAGAUUAACUUACUCACUGGAGAAUCAGCCACGCAGCAAAUUGAAGCAGAAAAACAGACCAAUGUUCUAGAUGAACCCAUCUCUCACUGGAGGUCAAGAUUAACCUUAAAUAUAAUGGUGGAAGAUUUCGUCUUUGAUGGAUCAUCCCUCCCUGCUGACGUUCACCGUUACAUGAAGAUGGUUCAGUUGGGGAAGACAGUGCAUUACCUUCCAAUAUUAUUUAUUGAUCAGCUAAGCAACAGAGUGAAAGAUUUGAUGGUUAUAAAUCAUUCAACAACAGAGCUACCUCUUACAGUGUCAUAUGACAAAAUAUCUCUUGGAAAACUCCGGUUUUGGAUCCACAUGCAGGAUGCUGUGUACUCCCUGCAGCAGUUUGGGUUUUCAGAAAAGGAUGCAGAUGAAGUAAAAGGAAUUUUUGUUGACACUAACCUGUACUUUCUGGCUUUGACAUUCUUCGUAGCAGCAUUCCAUCUUCUGUUUGAUUUCCUUGCAUUCAAAAAUGACAUCAGUUUUUGGAAGAAAAAGAGGAGCAUGAUUGGGAUGUCUACAAAAGCAGUGCUUUGGCGGUGCUUCAGUACUGUGGUCAUAUUUCUUUUCCUUUUGGAUGAACAAACAAGUUUAUUGGUACUGAUCCCAGCAGGCAUUGGUGCAGUGAUUGAGCUGUGGAAAGUGAAGAAAGCUUUGAAAAUGACAAUCAAGUGGCAAGCCUGGAGACCCAAAAUCCAGUUUGGUACAUACAGUGACUCUGAAAAGAAAACUGAGGAGUAUGAUACCCAGGCUAUGAAAUACUUGUCAUAUUUGCUCUAUCCACUGUGUAUUGGAGGUGCAGCUUACUCCUUGCUGAAUGUCAAAUACAAAAGCUGGUACUCCUGGUUGAUAAACAGUUUUGUCAAUGGAGUGUAUGCUUUUGGAUUCCUGUUUAUGCUGCCCCAGCUGUUUGUAAACUACAAGAUGAAAUCUGUUGCACACUUACCAUGGAAGGCUUUCACUUACAAAGCGUUCAACACCUUUAUUGAUGAUAUAUUUGCUUUUAUCAUCACUAUGCCAACAUCUCAUAGGCUGGCGUGCUUUAGAGAUGAUGUCGUGUUCCUGGUCUAUCUUUACCAAAGAUGGCUUUAUCCUGUGGAUAAGAGCAGAGUGAAUGAGUAUGGAGAAUCUUAUGAAGAAAAGCCAAAAAAAAAACCUCAUAGAGAAUAACUAAGAACUGAAGAUUCUGACCCCUGGACUCUUCCUGGCUUCGUGUAUUAUCUGGUCUUCAGGAAGGAAAAACUUAUUUAAUAAAAGUAUUUUUAAAGCUUAUGACAGAACUACAUGGACAGUACAUCUUCUGUAUUGCCAAAAUCUAGUUUUGAUAUCGUCCUAUUUCAAGAUACCCUCUUUUGUCCUCACAAGGUCGACCAUCUGUCAGAUUGUCAUUAAACACAUUUCCUGCAUUUAAAAUUUUCUUUGUGGAAAACUAAGUGUCCUGACCAUUGUCAUUAAUAUUCAGAUCUAUGUUUUUCAGACAACUCACAAACUAAAAGUGUGGUGCCCAUGCCACUGGGCUAUGAAGAGUGAAUAAAACAAGAUAACGUGUUGUAGCAGAAUCGUGUAUUGUAGCCAAACUGGAGGCUGUCAAAAUGUAUAAUAUUGGAUUAUAUGUCCUAAUCACAAAUCAUUCUUGUUUGAUAAUGGAGAUAACAGAAAUUCUGAAAAUUGUAAUUAAAGUUCUAAGUGGGCAUUUAAGUUCAUAGUUUGAAGUGUUUAAGCUUCAUAGCUUAAAGUGUUGGAAAUACAGGAUGAUAUGGAUGAGGUUGUUAAAAUUCAAAUUCUUCCACAUUCUUAGCCUACAACGUGGCAGAGGGAUUCAGCUGUCUUAAACUGAAUGAAGACUUGAAGAAACUGUAACAUGAUUUCUUUCCAUAAGUGUCCAAGGUAAAUCCUUCCGGAUUGUUGGCAAACCUUAUGAUUUCUUGGCAUAACAGGUAUUUUUACAAUACAAAUCAUUAUGUGCUUGGAAAGUCUCUUAACACCUCUUAAAUUCUUAAUCAUGUGGUACCCCAGUGGCCUACUAGGCUGGUUCUCUCAUGUUUCAAAGCGUCUUUGGUCUUUCCCCUCUCCUUCCCUGCCUCAUUGUGUUUAUAAGGUGAAACACACGAUUCAGGCGGAAUGAUUUUGCUCCGAUACAGUACAGGUUCAGCAAGACUGCCUGGAUACAGAGAAAGGAAAAAACAAGAGUGGUGAAGAACAGAUACCUUCCUUUCACACAAUUUUAAAUCCCUUAAUGAACUGCUCCCAGGGAAUAUGGGUGUAUUUUGUUCUGUUUCUUUCAAAUUAGUAAAAACAAACAGGUUGAAUUACUAUACCAAAAUUUAAACUUGACAGCGGUAUCUAGAAACUAUGGUUCUAGAUUUUUAAAGUUUUAAGUUCUUUAAGUUUUAAAGUUUCUUUGUAAGUGAAAUACCGAGUGCAUUCUGUUCAGCAGCAAAUAA